AUGGUUACAAUUAUUGUACUAGGGGCAGGCGUCGUUGGUCUCACAACUGCCAUUGAACUUAAGAAAUGGGACCCAAGUUUGGAUAUUACUAUCGCAGCACACCACUUUCCUGGAGAUCUUGACCCCUUUUACACUUCACCAUGGGCAGGUGCCAACUGGCAAUCGUUUGCCACUGGUCAAGAUGUUGAACUACAAAAAAUUGAUAAACCAGGCUACGAUAAGUUUAUGCGGUUAGCUAAUAAUGAUCCAAGAGCAGGUGUUUGGAUUGUUGACGACACAUCGUACUACACAAAUUAUGAAGUAGCUGCAGCCAAGGGUAACUUUCUGAGUUUCAUUCCCUGGUACAAGAACUUCGUUAAAGGAUUCAAAAUACUCGAGGAGGAUGACAUUCCAUUUGACGAUAUUUCUUUUGGCACCACGUUCAAAGGUGUCGUCAUAUCUGUUCCAAUAUACCUUUCUUACUUGGUUCAACAAAAUAAAGAAUUAGGAAACAAAUUCAAAAAAGUCCCCUAUAUCAAAAACAUCAAUGAGGCAAGAACUGUCACAGAUCAUCCCGAUUAUGUCAUUAAUGCAACUGGGUUGGGGGCUACUAAAAUUAAUGGAGUAGUUGACAAGAAAGAGAACUUUCCUGUCAAGGGUCAAACGCUUUUAGUAAAAAACAAUGCCAAAUCAACUAUCUCCGUCCAAGGAUUCCCCGGGUUACCUAACGAGAUGCUUUAUGUUAUGCCGAGACGGGAUGGUGGCUCAAUUAUUGGCGGAUGUUUUAGACCAGAAGACGAAUCCACUGAGGAAGACAAGGAUUUGACAGCGAGAUUGAUAAGGAGAGCAACCAAAUAUGUACCCGAAUUGGUGGAUCCCAAAUUUAAGAAUAAUCCAGCGACGAUUGUGAUUGAAAGAGUUAAUAUAGGUUUCAGACCAUUCAGAGAAGAUGGACCAAGGAUUGAAGUAGACCCUAAAUAUAAGUGGUUGAUUCACGACUAUGGAGCAGGGGCUGGUGGAUACCAGGGAAGUGUUGGCAUGGGGCGCAAGGUAGUGGAAGUUUUGAAAAAGGAGUUAGGAAAUGUGAAAUCAAAGAUCUAA
Lodderomyces parapsilosis is the source of this 1080-nucleotide messenger RNA. It is a transcript of the gene DAO1, whose product is annotated as Dao1p. Lineage: Eukaryota; Fungi; Ascomycota; Pichiomycetes; Serinales; Debaryomycetaceae. Gene Ontology annotation, molecular function: FAD binding; D-amino-acid oxidase activity. The transcript has a single exon. The record is from RefSeq and is a predicted model, not a curated record. Bases 1 to 1080 code for a protein of 359 amino acids.